AUGGCGCUGCUGAAGGUCAAAUUCGACCAGAUGAAGCGGGUGAAAUUGGCCCAAGGGCUCUGGCUUAUGAACUGGCUCUCGGUGCUGGCUGGCAUUGUCAUCUUCAGCCUAGGGCUGUUCCUUAAGAUCGAACUGCGGAAGAGGAGUGAAGUGAUGAAUAAUUCAGAGAGCCAUUUUGUGCCCAACUCCUUGAUAGGGAUGGGGGUGCUGUCCUGUGUCUUCAACUCUCUGGCGGGCAAGAUCUGCUAUGACGCCCUGGACCCUGCCAAGUACGCCAAGUGGAAGCCCUGGCUGAAGCCGUACUUGGCUGUCUGUGUCCUCUUCAACAUUGCCCUCUUGCUGGUGACCCUCUGCUGCUUCCUCAUGCGGGGCUCCCUGGAGAGCACCCUGGCCCACGGGCUCAAGAACGGCAUGAAGUACUACCGAGACACAGAUACCCCUGGCAGGUGUUUCAUGAAGAAGACCAUCGACAUGCUGCAGAUUGAGUUCAAAUGCUGUGGCAACAAUGGCUUUCGAGACUGGUUUGAGAUUCAGUGGAUCAGCAAUCGCUACCUGGACUUCUCCUCCAAAGAAGUCAAAGAUCGCAUCAAGAGCAAUGUGGAUGGGCGAUACCUGGUGGAUGGCGUUCCCUUCAGCUGCUGCAACCCCAGCUCACCACGGCCCUGCAUUCAGUACCAGCUCACCAACAACUCAGCACAUUACAGCUACGACCACCAGACGGAGGAGCUGAACCUGUGGGUGAAUGGUUGCAGGGCCGCCCUGCUGAACUACUACAGCAGCCUCAUGAACUCCAUGGGUGCUGUCGCCCUCCUUGUCUGGCUCUUUGAGGUGACCAUCACGAUUGGCCUGCGCUACUUACACACAGCACUGGAAAGUGUGUCCAACCCGGAAGACCCUGAGUGUGAGAGUGAGGGCUGGCUUCUGGAGAAGAGUGUGUCGGAGACUUGGAAGGCCUUUUUGGAGAGUCUGAAAAAGUUGGGCAAGAGUAACCAGGUGGAAGCUGAGGGUGCGGAUGCGGGCCAGGCCCCAGAGGCUGGCUGAUGGCCCUGGGGCGCCCUCCCCUCCUGAACACAGAGAAGUAGCGGACUCCAAAA
Molecule: messenger RNA, 1094 nt
Organism: Lutra lutra (Eurasian river otter)
Lineage: Eukaryota; Metazoa; Chordata; Mammalia; Carnivora; Mustelidae
Gene: PRPH2
Product: peripherin 2
Exons: 3
Coding region: 1-1041 (346 amino acids)
Biological process (GO): visual perception
Cellular component (GO): membrane
Source: RefSeq, a predicted model, not a curated record